AGCGCCGUGUCAGACCAGGCGGGGUUUCACUGCAGGGAUCAAGGAAGUUACAGAGUUCCAGUUUCUGUGAGGCAUUUCGCAGGCGCUCCAUCACCCCCACCUGUCCGGGUGCUGCAGUCAGACCCUGUAGGAGCGCGGCCCCGCGGUGAUCCAUGGGUGAGUGUCUGCGACGCGCUUUCCCGUGCCUGGGCUGUCUGUGGGACCGGAUCUAUAAAAAGAAAGAGGAUCCCCCUCAGCUAGAACCUCGAGAUAAGGAGCGACAUCAAGAAGAAGAAGAAGAAGAAGCCCCCGAGCAUGUCCCCAUGGAGAGACUCCCGCCGGCGCGCGGGGAGAGCGCGGCGGAGAGCGCCAUCUACACGGCGCUGUGGUCGUUCGAGUCCCGGCAUGAGGAAGAGCUGUCCUUCCAGGAGGGGGACCUGUUCCAGGUCCUGAACCGCAGCGGGGACUGGUGGACCGCGCGCAGGAUCGACAGGACCGGGAUCGUGCUGGAGGAAGGGAUCGUGCCAUACAACUACCUGGCGCAGACGGAGAGUCUGCACGUGCAGCCAUGGUAUUAUGGGGUGAUGAGUCGCUACCAGGCUCAGAGCCACUUGGGGAGUCCAGAAAAUGAGGAGGGAGCGUUCCUGAUUCGACGGAGUGAGAAGGACCACAUUGGAUAUGUUCUCUCAGUGAAGUCCAGCAGCCGUGUCAAGCAUUUUAAAAUCUACGAAAAAAACGAAACCUGCUUCUAUGUGGAGCACAAGCACACCUUCACCUCUCUGAUGGAGCUCGUGAGGUACUACAGCACCAACAGCCUCAUAGACACAGGCCAACUGGGGAACCCCUGCAAGAGGAAAAAGCCCAUCAUCCAUGAUCUGAAUCACUUCACUGUGAGUGAAUGGGUGCUCCCCAAAGCAGAGUUUACCCUGGAGGAGCCGCUUGGCCAUGGCUGCUUUGCAGAUGUCUACAGAGGACGGUGGAAGAAUCAGAUCAAUGUGGCCAUCAAAGUUCUGAGAAAUGACUCAGAUAUCAGCCACAGAGAGUUUUACAGAGAAGUCCACUUUCUGAAGGGUCUGCGCCACCGCCACCUCCUCUCUCUGUUCGCCGUCUGCACCGAGGACACGCCGUAUUACAUCAUCACCGAACUGAUGACCAGGGGAAGUCUGCUGCAUUUCCUCAGAGGAGAGGAUGGAAAACGCCUUGAUGUCUCAUCCCUUAUUGACAUAGCUGCCCAGGUGGCUGAUGGGAUGUCAUUUCUGGAGAAGAGAAACAGCAUCCACAGAGACCUUGCAGCUCGAAAUGUUCUUGUUGCAGAGGACUACAUCUGCAAGGUGGCUGACUUUGGGCUGGCCAGAAUCAUUAAGGUUUUGACAAUAGUGAAGUGUAUGAAAAAGUCUCAAGAGGAUACAGGAUGCCGCGUCCUCCAAAGUGUCCCAUGUCUUUGUACGAGAUCAUGAUGAAGUGCUGGAGCCUCGAACCAGAGGACAGGCCGGACUUCAAGACCCUGCAGAGCCAGCUGGACGGCGGCUUGUAUGAGAUGGCCUGAACUUCUGCUGGUGUUUGUUCAGUGGAGCGGCAGAAAUCGCAAUGAAAACAAACUGAAACCUCAUUCGUUAAAUUAUCUUCAAAACAGCAACUUUUGUUUCUCUUCAGUCCUUAGAGCCAGACAUGUUAUCAAAGCCAUCAAGACUUUAUAAAAGAAGUUUUGUUUCAUUGUAAGAUUUAUUGAAGACACAGCACUGAAUUAAUCUGAGAAGCCCUGAGCAUUAAGCCUGAGUCUAAAGACCAGGAUUAGUUUCACCAGAAAACAAUAAGAUACGAUACAACACAACAAACAGUUUUUCUCUUUAUUUUUGAAAUGAAUGUAUGUGCAAUAACUUGACUUCAUAGUCAAUUGUUCUUAUUCUUAUUUUCUUUUAAAUGUGAUGAUAUUUUGAUUAAUGAAAAAAGUAUCUGUGAAGUGUGCACUGAUGAUGGCAAUCUAAGUAAAGAGCAAUGGAAAUAAAAUCAAAUGUAUACACGUGUCUUUAAUUCUGAACUCUGUUCCCUUGAAACAAAAGGUUUUAUUUAAAUGUUUAUAUGAACAGAGAAGUUCAUUGAGCACUAAUUCUUAUUUACAACCUGGAACUAUGAAGCAUUUUAUUUGGACUUUUGAAGAGCUAAACACAUUUUAGUUAAUUAUCAUGUUGGACUGUUAAAUCAUUAUCCUCUGAAGAGGUCAAAACUUUGAUUAUAUUUAAGACAAAAACAGUUCUUGCCUGAAACAAACUUCAAACAAGUAACAACAUUGUUACAGUUUAUCCCUUCCAUCCAUCCAUCUUCUAAACUGGUUUAUUCCUGUCAAGGGCCACGUGGUUGCUGGAGCCUAUCCCAACUCACACAUAAGGGCUGGAGUCAGCACUUAACCUAUGAAGCAUUUUUUUUUAAGAAUGUUGGAGUCUGUGGAGUCUUCAGGUGGAGGUAGAUGUUCUUCACUUCAGAGAAGUUUGAUG
Oryzias melastigma (Indian medaka) is the source of this 2471-nucleotide messenger RNA. It is a transcript of the gene ptk6b, whose product is annotated as PTK6 protein tyrosine kinase 6b. NCBI's taxonomy places the organism in Eukaryota, Metazoa, Chordata, Actinopteri, Beloniformes, Adrianichthyidae. Gene Ontology annotation, cellular component: extrinsic component of cytoplasmic side of plasma membrane. Gene Ontology annotation, molecular function: ATP binding; non-membrane spanning protein tyrosine kinase activity; signaling receptor binding. The record is from RefSeq and is a predicted model, not a curated record. Gene Ontology annotation, biological process: cell differentiation; protein phosphorylation; innate immune response.